AUGACUUCUUCGUUCAAGCUGGAUUUCCUUCCGGAGAUGAUGGUCGACGGCCGCUUGCUGGUCUCUGACAGAAUUAACGGCACAGCUAACAAGAUGAAUGGAGCUUUGGAUCAUUCAGACCAACCAGACCCAGAUGCCAUUAAGAUGUUUGUUGGACAGAUUCCCCGUUCGUGGUCAGAAAAAGAAUUAAAAGAACUUUUUGAGCCUUAUGGAGCUGUCUACCAGAUUAAUGUUCUCCGAGACAGAAGUCAGAAUCCUCCCCAAAGUAAAGGUUGUUGUUUCGUAACAUUUUAUACAAGAAAAGCUGCUCUUGAGGCACAGAAUGCACUGCACAAUAUUAAAACUUUACCUGGGAUGCAUCAUCCUAUUCAGAUGAAACCUGCAGAUAGUGAAAAGUCAAAUGCUGUGGAAGACAGAAAAUUGUUCAUAGGAAUGGUUUCGAAGAAGUGUAAUGAGAAUGAUAUCAGGGUGAUGUUUUCUCCGUUCGGCCAGAUAGAAGAAUGCCGAAUCCUUCGGGGACCAGAUGGGCUGAGCCGAGGCUGUGCGUUUGUCACAUUUUCUACAAGGGCAAUGGCACAGAAUGCAAUCAAAGCCAUGCACCAGUCUCAGACCAUGGAGGGCUGCUCUUCGCCAAUCGUGGUGAAGUUUGCUGACACCCAAAAGGACAAGGAGCAGCGGCGUUUGCAGCAGCAGUUGGCUCAGCAGAUGCAACAGCUCAAUACUGCCACUUGGGGAAACCUCACAGGUCUCGGAGGACUCACACCACAAUAUCUAGCUCUCCUGCAGCAAGCAACUUCCUCCAGUAACUUGGGUGCCUUCAGCGGCAUUCAGCAAAUGGCCGGCAUGAACGCUUUACAAUUACAGAACUUGGCAACUUUAGCAGCCGCAGCAGCCGCCGCCCAGACCUCAGCUACCACCACCAAUGCAAACCCUCUCUCCACAACGACUGGUGCUCUGGGAGCCCUCACAAGUCCCGUGGCUGCAUCAACUGCUAAUUCCACAGCUGGUGCGGCCAUGAAUUCUUUGACUUCUCUGGGUACUCUCCAAGGACUGGCUGGAGCCACUGUUGGACUGAACAAUAUUAAUGCACUAGCAGUUGCUCAAAUGCUCUCAGGUAUGGCGGCCCUGAACGGAGGACUCGGCGCAACAGGCCUGACGAACGGCACGGCCGGCACGAUGGACGCGCUCACCCAGGCCUACUCAGGAAUCCAGCAGUACGCGGCCGCCGCGCUGCCCACCCUCUACAGCCAGAGCCUGCUGCAGCAGCAGAGCGCCGCGGGCAGCCAGAAGGAAGGUCCAGAAGGGGCAAACCUCUUUAUUUACCACCUCCCCCAGGAGUUUGGAGACCAGGACAUUCUGCAAAUGUUCAUGCCUUUUGGAAAUGUUAUCUCUGCUAAAGUCUUCAUUGACAAACAGACCAAUUUGAGCAAGUGCUUUGGUUUUGUUAGCUAUGACAAUCCGGUCUCUGCACAAGCUGCUAUCCAGGCUAUGAACGGCUUUCAGAUUGGCAUGAAACGCUUGAAGGUUCAGCUGAAACGCUCCAAAAAUGACAGCAAACCUUACUGA
Molecule: messenger RNA, 1566 nt
Organism: Cinclus cinclus
Lineage: Eukaryota; Metazoa; Chordata; Aves; Passeriformes; Cinclidae
Gene: CELF2
Product: CUGBP Elav-like family member 2
Exons: 13
Coding region: 1-1566 (521 amino acids)
Biological process (GO): regulation of alternative mRNA splicing, via spliceosome; mRNA splice site recognition
Cellular component (GO): nucleus; ribonucleoprotein complex; cytoplasm
Molecular function (GO): mRNA 3'-UTR binding
Source: RefSeq, a predicted model, not a curated record